Ceratosolen solmsi marchali is the source of this 911-nucleotide messenger RNA. RefSeq names its product peroxisomal biogenesis factor 10 (gene Pex10). Gene Ontology annotation, biological process: protein import into peroxisome matrix. The transcript is spliced from 3 exons. Lineage: Eukaryota; Metazoa; Arthropoda; Insecta; Hymenoptera; Agaonidae. Gene Ontology annotation, molecular function: zinc ion binding. The record is from RefSeq and is a predicted model, not a curated record. Gene Ontology annotation, cellular component: peroxisomal membrane. Bases 21 to 875 code for a protein of 284 amino acids.
ACCAAAGUGUAGAAUUAAAUAUGGCACAUCAAGUUCAUAAAAAUGUAAGGAAUGCAAACCAAGCAGAAAUUUUGCGAUCUUACCAAAGGGAUAAUGAUUUAAUAUCUGAUAUGAGUGAACGAAUAACUGAUAUUUUACACAGAUAUAAUUUGUACAGGAAUUUUUCACGUUACACCAAGUCUGACAUAUCUGCAAAAUUACUUUACUUUAUAUUUACUUCAGGAUUAGGUAAUCAAACUCUCGGUGAAGAAUAUACUGGAAUAAUACAAGCAAAUUUAAGCAAAUACAAAAUUCCUUCUUUAAUGGUAAGGAUAAUGUCAGCAAUACUUGAUUAUUUUGGAGAAGAAAUAUUAAUUAAAAUAUUUAAAAAAUUACAAAUCACUGUAAAUAAGAAUGACUGUAAUUUAAAAUCUGAAACUAAAUUAUUUUUAAGUAUGUUUAUUAAUAAAUUAUGCAUUGUAUUACCUACCUUAACUAUGGUUCAUCGGGGAUUAUUUUAUAUUUUUGGAAGAUACUAUAGUAUAGGAAGAAGAGUAACUAGAAUAGAUUAUGUAAAAAUAUAUGGACCACUUUCGGAUAAUAAUCUCAAUUGGAUUCUAAGAAUUUUGGGUUUCAUAACAAUUACUCGGUGUUUGUUCCAACUUUGGCAAUCUAAGAAGUCUAAACUGGAAAUUAUAAAUAAAGACACAAUGUUUGAUAAUAACUCAAUUAGUGAAUGUCAAUUGUGCUUAGAGUAUGUAUCGGUUAGCACAACUCCAUGUGGACACUUAUUUUGUUGGGAUUGUUUAACUGAAUGGCUACAAACUAAAAGUCAAUGCCCUAUUUGUCGAGAAACUGUAAUUUCAUCCCGAAUUGUUCCAUUAAUGAAUUUGUAAUUGAAGUACAAUAUUGCUUACUAAAAUUAAUAAUCA